Molecule: messenger RNA, 1015 nt
Organism: Labrus bergylta (ballan wrasse)
Lineage: Eukaryota; Metazoa; Chordata; Actinopteri; Labriformes; Labridae
Gene: iah1
Product: isoamyl acetate hydrolyzing esterase 1 (putative)
Molecular function (GO): hydrolase activity, acting on ester bonds
Source: RefSeq, a predicted model, not a curated record
UUGCUUGCAGCCUUUUCCUUGUUCCUGGUUCCUAGUUUUCUCUGUUUGUGGUUCCCACUUACAGAUUCAUGAUGUCCAAGCUCAAAACUAUAGUUUGGCCUCAAGUGAUUUUAUUUGGGGACUCCAUCACACAGAAUUCAUUUCAAGCAAAUGGCUGGGGGGCAGAAAUUGCUAACAAACUAGUAAGAAAGUGUGAUGUUGUGAAUAGAGGAUUUUCGGGCUACAACUCCAGGUGGGCAAAGAUAAUUCUUCCUCACCUCAACAACAUCAACAACAUCAACAACAUCGCUGCUGUCACUGUCUUCUUUGGAGCAAACGACAGUGCACUGGAAGAUAAAACCCCCCAACAGCAUGUCCCCUUGAAGGAGUACUCAGAGAACCUGAAGGAGAUCUCUGAGUUCCUGGCUUCAGCAGGAGUGUCAGCAGACAAAGUAAUCUUCAUCACCCCUCCACCUCUUCAUGAAUCAGCCUGGGAGAAGGAGUGCGCUUUGAAAGGAUAUCCUCUCAAUCGGCACAACUCUGUAACAGGGCAGUAUGCUCAGGCGUGUGUCCAGGCUGCCGGUCAGUGUGGUGCAGAUGUCCUGGACCUCUGGACACUCAUGCAGAAAGAUGGACAGGACUACUCUGUCUACCUGUCUGACGGGCUCCAUCUCUCAGAGAAGGGCAAUCAGUUUGUGACUCAGCACCUGUGGGAGCUGCUGGAGUCUCGUGUUUCUGACCUGCCUUUCAUUCUGCCAUACUGGGGAGACGUCGAUGCCAAGAACCCCGAGAGCAGCCUCCUCUGUGACCUGUGAUGAAGUGGAAGCUCUGGAGAACAUUUUUUGUUUAAGAUAUUACAGGGCUGCAUCUUCUAUGGUGAACAAAAAUACUCUCCAGCACUCAUGCUGCACUUAAAGCCUGAUGAUGGACUUCAUUCCUUAUGAAGAAAAUUAAUUACUUGUAUGCCAGUAUGCAAAAUAUGAGAACGUUGAUUCAUGUUUAAAGCACAAUAAAGAUUUUUUUUUAUUUGAAGAUA